Humulus lupulus (European hop) is the source of this 1614-nucleotide messenger RNA. RefSeq lists its product as uncharacterized. The transcript has 2 exons. Gene Ontology annotation, biological process: defense response. NCBI's taxonomy places the organism in Eukaryota, Viridiplantae, Streptophyta, Magnoliopsida, Rosales, Cannabaceae. The record is from RefSeq and is a predicted model, not a curated record. The coding region runs from base 210 to 1559 and encodes 449 amino acids. Gene Ontology annotation, cellular component: extracellular region.
ACUUUCAUUGGCGUUAUUUAUUUGUCUUUUACUCUAUUCCAUGCUCACUAGUAAUUAAAGUUGUGAAGAACUAUUCUCUCUAUACUUUUCCUCUCAUCAACGAGAGAGGAAAAGUAUAGAAGCAGGCGAAGCAGCAGUCAUGGAGAUUUCAUGGGCUUUUCUCCGAGUUCGGAUCCGAUAGCCAAGUCAAGAAGUUGCCGGCCAGGUCGAUGCAUGCCUUCCGCAGCAGCUGCCUUUUGAUUUUUACUUUCUCCCAUAAAAUGAGGUCCUGCGUUUUCUCAUUUCUUUUGAUGCUGACUUAUUUCUCCGCGUCAGCCCAUGCAGCCAGAUUUGAUAUCACAAACAGGUGCACCUACACUGUCUGGGCAGCUGCCGUGCCCGGUGGUGGAAGGAAGCUAAACUCAGGCGAAUCAUGGCCCCUUGACGUGAGCGCAGGCACGAAAGGGGCUCGCAUAUGGGCUCGUACAGGUUGUAAUUUCGAUGGGGCUGGACGCGGCAGAUGCCAGACUGGCGACUGCGGCGGCAUUCUCCAAUGCCAGGGCUUUGGGCAGCCGCCCAACACGUUGGCCGAGUACGCACUGAACCAAUUCCAGAACUUAGAUUUCUUCGAUAUCUCACUGGUGGAGGGGUUCAAUGUCCCCAUGGUCUUCAGUCCCACAUCAAAUUGCGACCGAGGGAUCACGUGUAAGGCAAAUAUAAACGGUGAAUGCCCAGAUGUGUUGAGGGCCCCUGGAGGCUGCAACAAUCCAUGCACUGUCUUUGAAACCGAUGAGUAUUGUUGUAACUCCGGUACCUGUGAACCCACAGAUUAUUCGAGGUUCUUUAAGCAGAGAUGCCCUGAUGCUUAUAGUUACUCUAAGGAUGAUCAAACCAGCACAUUUACGUGCCCUGGUGGGACUGACUACCAGGUUGUCUUCUGCCCAGGAACACAGGCCUAUCGUGGGCUCAAGGCCACAAUCAAUAUCACAAACAAGUGCUCCUUCGUUGUCUGGGCAGCCGCAGUGCCCGGUGGCGGCCAAAAACUAAACCCGGGCCAAUCGUGGGCCCUUGGCGUAAAAUCGGACACAGAAGGGCGCAUCUGGGCCCGGACUGGAUGCGAAUUUAACUCGGAAGGGCAAGGUAGGUGUGACAGCGGCGACUGUAGUGGUGUCCUUGAAUGCCGAGGCCACGGCCGGGCCCCACACACCCUUGCUGAAUACGCGCUUAAAAAGAACAGCUACUUAGAUAUGGCCAAAACCUCACUUGUCGAGGGCUUCAACGUCCCAGUGGAAUUUAGUUCCGCAUCAGCUGCGUCUUGCGACCCGGGGAUCAAGUGCACUGCGGACAUCAACGGACUGUGUCCGAUGGAGUUGAGAGACCCCGGAGGGUGUAAUAAUCCUUGUACUGUGUUUAACAAUGAUCAGUUCUGUUGCAAAUCUGACAAGUGUACGGCAACAAGCUAUUCUAAGUUUUUUAAGGAUCUCUGCCCUGAUGUUUAUACAUAUCCUCUAGACCAUGAUUCAAGAAGCACAUUUAGUUGCCUUAAUGGGACAGACUACAAUGUUGUAUUCUGCCCAUAGAAAAUUUUCUACAACAUCCAUAUAUAUGCAAACUAUCCAAAAGGGUUUGAGAUCA